Molecule: messenger RNA, 476 nt
Organism: Amaranthus tricolor (Joseph's coat)
Lineage: Eukaryota; Viridiplantae; Streptophyta; Magnoliopsida; Caryophyllales; Amaranthaceae
Product: flowering-promoting factor 1-like protein 2
Exons: 2
Coding region: 12-476 (154 amino acids)
Biological process (GO): regulation of flower development
Source: RefSeq, a predicted model, not a curated record
GAAAAAGAAAAAUGGCAGGAGUAUGGAUGUUCCAAAAUAAUGGGGUGAUAAGAUUGGUGGAGAACCCACAAACAGAGCAACAAGUAGUGAUGAGGGGAAGAAGGAAGGUUCUAGUGUUUCUGGCAACAGGACAAGUCAUAUCUUCCUAUAUUACUCUUGAAGCAAUUCUGAAAAGUCUUGGUCGGGAAAUAUACUUUGGAUCAGAUCAUGAACUUCACCAAUAUCAUAGGAAGAAUUCCAUUGAUUUGAUUUCACUUUCAAGGGACUUCUCCAAGUUUAGUUCUGUGUACAUGUAUGACAUUGUUGUUAAAAAUCCUAAUCUCUUUGAGUUCGCGACAUGGCUAAAUAUGGAGUCAUCCAGAGUAGUGAAACAUAAUUCGCUAUCUGCUUUUAUGGGGCAUUUCAUGCCUCAUAGAAAUAUUGUCUGUACUUUGGCAUGCAUGGCGCGCACUCCUCGUGAAGCUUCUUCUCAAUAG